AUGACAAAUAGUUUAAAAGAUGAUACACCUAUAUCUCGAGAUUAUAUUAAUGUCAAUGUGGGCAAACGGGUACGACUAGAAUGCGAACUAAGUAAUUUAACAAUGUCUGGUAAUACGAAGGGUCUAUGGUUACGUUUAGAAGAUGCCGAAGUAUUUUUCUAUUCAGCAAGUCGAAUUAAUACUGAUCAACGUUUUCAAAUAGAACAACGCCCUAUUCUUCACAUUAAUAAUGGCACAUCAUAUGAAAUAAUGACAUAUUCAUUGACAAUUGAUGAUGUACGUUUAGCAGAUGAUGGGACAUAUUCAUGUCAAGAAGACAAUAGAAUUAUCAAACUAUUCGUUUUAAAUAUUGUUGAACGACCAUACUUUGUUACUCAUGAAUAUACGACAUUAUUACGUACACAAAUCGGAAAAAAUGUGUCUAUUGCAUGUGAAGCACAAGGCAAACCAAGUCCAUUUGUCAGUUGGAUAAAAAAGAUAGAUGACGAUCAACCCAAAACGAUGAUCAAUUGUACAACUACGCCUACCACCUGUCAAUUGAAUCUUUUCGAUGUUAAUCGUUGGCACAAUGGAAUAUAUGAAUGUGUAGCAGCGAAUUCUAUUGGUACUAUUGGUCGAUUUUAUACACUUGAUGUUCAAUUUCCACCAGAUGUAUAUAGUCCCAAAGUAAAAUCUUUUCAUUCGAUUGGUGAUACAAUUACGUUUGAAUGUUUGAUUGAUGCUAAUCCGGAACCGGAUAUACGAUGGUUACAUCGAUUCACCGAUGAUAUUAAUCAAGAAAUGGAUUUAUCUGGUCAAUUUAAUCAAGGAUAUAAUAAUAAUAAUAAUAACAAAAGAAGAGAAAAUUCAAUUUGGUCGAUUUCACAAGAAAAAAUUAAUUCAACUAGAUGGAAAACAAGUCUUUUCAUUAAACAUAUACCAAAACGAUUUUUUAAUUCAAAAUUUAUUUGUCGUGCUAUAAAUCGUCAUGGUCAAAGUGAAAAAUCCAUAACAGUUAUACAAAAUCAUCAUCAUGUUGCAAAAAAACAUCGUCAUACUACACCACCUAUUAAAACAACAGCAAUAACAACAACACCAGUUGAUCUAUAUAAACAAUAUAAUGCGGAUGAAUAUCAAUCAACAAGUACAACAGGUAAAUAUUAA
Adineta steineri is the source of this 1143-nucleotide messenger RNA. The record is from the annotation of a GenBank genome assembly. Lineage: Eukaryota; Metazoa; Rotifera; Eurotatoria; Adinetida; Adinetidae.